This is a messenger RNA of Cicer arietinum (chickpea), 1842 nucleotides long. Its product is annotated as pentatricopeptide repeat-containing protein At1g77170, mitochondrial. Gene Ontology annotation, biological process: RNA modification. The record is from RefSeq and is a predicted model, not a curated record. Lineage: Eukaryota; Viridiplantae; Streptophyta; Magnoliopsida; Fabales; Fabaceae. Gene Ontology annotation, molecular function: RNA binding; protein binding.
CAUUUGAUAGAAAAGCCCAUUGGUACUUUGUUGCCGAUUCUCAUGUUAUGCCUCACUGGCAGUGAGAUGAGAUCAUGAUUCAUUUCCUGCAAUGCAACCAACGUUGGCUAAUGUCCCGGUUUUUCCUCAAUUGUCGUCGUUAUUUCACUUUUGUCACAGCUAAUACUACCCAACCCUCUAUUACUUCUGGAAACGACCCAGUAACAGUGAUUACUACGCUGCUGUCUAAUAGUACUCGUAUACACGAAUUGAACCAAGUUUAUGCACACCUUCUCAGAACGCGCUUUCUUGAAUCCAAUCCCGCUUCUUUUAACUGGAACAAUAUCAUAAGAGCUUACACUAGGCUAGAAGCACCUCUAAACGCGCUUCGUGUCCAUGUUUUGAUGUUAAGGGCCGGGGUUUUACCCGACCAUUAUACUCUUCCAAUUGUUCUCAAGGCUUUGUGUCAAUCUUUUGCCAUUGAGCUUGGAAAACAGGUUCAUUCCUUUGGUAUAAAGCUUGGACUUCAAUCUAAUGAGUAUUGUGAAACUGGGUUUAUUAACUUGUACUGUAAAGCUGGCGAAUUUUAUAGUGCACGUAAGGUGUUCGACGAAAAUCCUGACCCAAAGCUUGGUUCUUGGAAUACUAUAAUAGCUGGGUUUUCCCAAGCUGGACUUGCCGUGGAUGCUAUCUAUGUGUUUGUCGAUAUGAGGAGGCAGGGAUUUGAACCGAAUGGAAUCACUAUGGUUAGUGUCAUGUCUGCUUGUGGAAGCAUUGGUGACUUGUACCUGGCUCUCCAAUUGCAUAAAUGUGUUUUUCAGGCUGAAGCUACUGAGAAGACUGAUAUUUUGAUGUCGAAUUCACUGAUUGACAUGUAUGGAAAGUGUGGGAGGAUGGACUUGGCUUACAAAGUUUUUGCGACGAUGGAGGAUCGGAAUGUGUCGUCGUGGACAUCCAUGAUUGUGGGUUAUGCAAUGCAUGGACUUGUGAAGGAAGCGCUUGAUUGUUUUCGGUGUAUGAGGGAGUCGGCAGUGAAGCCUAAUUUUGUGACUUUUGUUGGAGUGCUUAGUGCUUGUGUGCACGGAGGGACUGUUCAAGAAGGAAGAUUUUACUUUGAUAUGAUGACGAAUGUUUAUGGCAUAACACCCCAGUUGCAACAUUAUGGAUGUAUGGUAGAUUUGCUAGGUCGAGCAGGACUGCUUGACGAUGCCAGGAGAAUGGUAGAGGAGAUGCCUGUGAAGCCAAACUCAGUAGUAUGGGGGUGUUUGAUGGGUGCGUGUGAGAAAUAUGGGAAUGUGGAUAUGGCAGAGUGGGUAGCUGAACAUUUGCUAGCAUUGGAACCUUGGACUGACGGUGCUUAUGUGGUAUUAUCAAAUAUCUAUGCCAAUAAAGGUUUGUGGAAGGAGGUGGAGAGAAUAAGAUCCCUCAUGAAAGAAGGAAGACUUGCUAAGGUUCCUGCCUAUAGCCUCACAACAAGUUCAGAUUGAAGAUUCAACAAUUAUUCAUGUCAGCAUUGGGGAUUUUACAAUCAAUUGUAGUUUAUGCAUGUAUCAAUCUUGACUUGCAAUUUUGCUUUUCAGCUAUGUAUACUCCAUUAAAUAUUUCCAAAAUUGAUAUUUUUUGUGUUUGGGGAUGGGAGAAGAGUUGAAUACUGAAGUUAGGUAUGAGUAGUUUAUUAGAAAGUAGGGGAAUUUGAUUUGUACAUUUGCUACUGUAACUAUAGAAUAAGCAUGCCUUUAACUUUUAUGAUUUUGUAAGGUAAGAUUUAAAUCUAAUGACCAAGGAUUAUCAUGCUUUGCUUGUUUUGCACAUUCAACCAUUAAUUCAACGAUAUAUGGCAUUCACACUUAUGAUGUCAGGAAA